Molecule: messenger RNA, 753 nt
Organism: Naumovozyma castellii
Lineage: Eukaryota; Fungi; Ascomycota; Saccharomycetes; Saccharomycetales; Saccharomycetaceae
Gene: PRE8
Product: proteasome core particle subunit alpha 2
Exons: 1
Coding region: 1-753 (250 amino acids)
Source: RefSeq, a predicted model, not a curated record
AUGGCUGAUAGAUACUCUUUUUCCUUAACAACCUUUUCUCCAAGCGGUAAAUUGGGUCAAAUCGAUUAUGCUCUUACUGCAGUUAACCAAGGUGUGACAUCCUUAGGGAUCAAAGCUACCAAUGGGGUGGUCAUUGCCACCGAGAAGAAAUCUUCUUCACCUCUUGCUUUAACAGAAACAUUAUCCAAAGUGGAACUAAUAACACCAGACAUUGGUGCUGUAUAUUCAGGUAUGGGCCCUGAUUACAGAGUUCUAGUGGAUAAAUCUAGAAAAGUUGCACAUACAAAUUAUAAGAGAAUAUAUGGUGUUUAUCCACCAACCAAAUUGCUUGUCUCUGAAAUUGCCAAAAUUAUGCAGGAAGCUACUCAAUCUGGUGGGGUGAGACCAUUUGGUGUUUCCUUAUUAGUAGCCGGGCACGAUGAACACAAAGGGUUUAGUUUAUACCAAGUAGAUCCAUCAGGCUCUUAUUUCCCAUGGAAGGCUACCGCUAUAGGGAAAGGCUCCACAGCUGCAAAGACAUUUUUGGAAAAGAGAUGGAACGACGAAUUGGAAUUGGAAGAUGCUAUACACAUUGCUCUUCUUACCUUGAAGGAAUCUGUCGAAGGUGAAUUUAAUGGGGAUACCAUUGAAAUUGGUGUCAUCAGUGAACCAAACCAGGAACUACUGGGAUAUACUGGUGUCCCCCAAGAUAAGGGCCCAAGAUUUAGAAAGCUUACCUCUCAGGAGAUUAAUGAUAGGUUGGAUGCAUUAUAA